AUGGAAAGUGUAUUAUCACCGCCGUCUUCGUUUUGCUUCGAUAAGAAUGCAUCGGAUGCCGGGAGCCUCAAUGAGAGAUGGACAAAAUGGAAGCGAAGUUAUGAAAUUUACAGUAAAGCGUGCGAGAUAACCAAGAAGCCAAUAGAAAUUCAAGUGAAUAUUCUGUUGCAUGUGGUGGGUGAACAGUGUCGAGAUAUUUUGGAUCGUUUGCCGGACAAAUGUACGACUAUUGAACAAGUUUGGAAAACGUUAGAUGAGCAAUUUCAAACAAAACGGAAUGUUACGGUCGAGCGUCACAAGUUUUUUAUGCGUCAUCAACAAGACAAUGAAUCCAUUGAACAGUACGUUUUUGAGCUAGGAAAGUUAGCUCAAACGUGUGAAUUUCGUGAUUUACAUGAUGAACUUAUCAAGGAUCGAUUGGUAUGUGGCAUUUCGAGUACGGCAAUUCGUGAACGCUUGCUAAGAGAAGAUGAUUUGUCGUUAAAAAAGGCUAUGGAUAUUUGUCGUGCAGCUAUCGCAUCACGGACGUACUCGGAAAAAAUCAAACCUGAAAGGGAAGAGACGCAAUUGUAUAACGUUCAUCAAGUGAAUCGAUCGCAGAAAGAUGUUUCAUUUGUGAAGUCGAAGAUGACGUCAUCAAGAGGGCGAGCUCGGAGCGCGGGACGCGAUGUGGCGGCGGAGCCGGAGAACGUGCGGCGCGCCGCGCGCUGGCGAGGCGGACGGGCGCCGACGGAGGCGCGCUCUCCGCGUGCGCUUGCGCCGCGGCCACGCGGGCGCCUCCUAGCGCCGAGCGAGUUCAACGUGAACCAGUGGCGUGCGGUUCCGGGUUCUAGUAAAAUGUGUAAUUAUUGUGGAAUUGUGCAUAAAAAGUUUGAGUGCCCGGCAUAUGGUCAAAGGUGUGUGCGGUGUUCAGGGAUGAAUCAUUUUGCCCGCGUUUGUGGCGUACAUUAUGUCGAGGAAUCUGACGAACAGGUAAUCUAUUCCCUAAGUAAUAGUAGUGAUUGGAAUCUUAGCUUAAAAAUAUGUGGAACUUGGAUUAGAUUUAAAUUAGAUACAGGAGCUGAUGUAAAUGUUUUGCCGUUACAUUAUUUUGAAAAGUUAAAUAUAGGCCAGGAGUGUUUAUUGCAGACAAAAACAAAGUUAAGUGGUUAUUCCGGGGCAAGCAUAGACGUCCUGGGAAAAAUAUUUCUAUAUGUGAGUUACAAGGACAAAACUUAUUUGCUCGAAUUCAAAGUAGCCAGAGUUCAGUCUGUACCCAUACUGGGACGUCAUGCUUGUACGGAAUUAGACGUAGUUAGGCGUGUCAUGUCGGUACAGAGUAAUGAUAACAGUCCAGGUUUUAUAACGAAGUUUGAGGACGUAUUUCAAGGUCUUGGAUGCUUACCGGGUCAAUAUAAAAUACAUUUAAAGGACGAUGCUGUUCCUGUCGUACAUGCGCCGAGGAAGUUACCGUUUGCUAUUAAGGAGGAUGUAAAGAAAAAAUUAAAUGAAAUGGAAUCGCAGAAGAUAAUUACUAAAGUUGAGGGUCCAUCUGAUUGGGUUAGCAGUAUUACGGUAGUUAAAAAACCUAAUGGUGACUUGCGUAUAUGCUUAGAUCCCAAGGAGUUAAAUCAAGCAAUUAAGCGGGAACAUUUUAGGUUACCAACCUUGGAUGAAAUUCUAUCAAGGUUAUCGGGAGCUAGAUAUUUUAGUACCUUAGACGCUUCCUCGGGCUUUUGGAAUAUUGCUUUAGAUGACACAAGCAGUUCGUAUUGUACGUUUAAUACUCCAUUUGGGAGGUACAAGUUCUUGAGGAUGCCUUUUGGAAUUUGUUCAGCAUCGGAAGUAUUUCAUAAAAAAAUGAUAGAAAACUUUGAUGACCUUGAAGGAGUGUGCAUGUAUAUCGAUGACUUACUAAUAUAUGGGUGUAAUAAAGAGGAGCAUGAUGAAAGAUUGAGGAAAGUGUUGGAAAGAUGUAGAAAAAUUAAUUUAAAAUUAAAUAAAAAUAAGUGUAGGUUUGGGUUGGAAGAAAUAAAGUACUUAGGACAUAGGAUUACGAAAAAUGGGCUGUGUCCGGAUGACAGUCACAUCACGGCUAUUACAAAAAUGCCAAUCCCUAAGGAUAAAAAAGAUGUAGAAAGAUUUUUGGGUUUAGUUAAUUAUAUAGGUAGUUUUAUUCCUAAUCUAUCGGAUAGGGUUCAGCCAUUGCGAGAAUUAUUAAGAAAGGAAAUUGAGUGGCACUGGAAUGAAAGUCAUGAUAAAUGUUUUCAAGAUAUUAAGCUAUGUCUGUCGAGUCGCCCAGUUUUGCAAUAUUACGAUGGGAAUAAACCGAUUAUAAUAUCAGUGGACGCGAGUAAGAGUGGGUUAGGUGCAUGUUUAAUGCAAAACAAUUUGCCGGUCUGUUAUGCAUCCAAGGCGUUGACUAAGGCUGAACAGAGAUAUGCACAGAUCGAGAAGGAACUGUACGCAUGUGUGUUUGCGUGUGAAAAGUUUUAUGCAUAUAUUUAUGGAAAGACAGAUGUGACCAUUGAAACCGACCAUAAGCCGCUGAUAAGCAUUAUUAAAAAACCGAUAACAGACGCUCCUGCGCGUUUGCAAAGGAUGUUAUUAAGAUUGCAGCGUUAUACAUUUAAACUCGUGUACAAGCCAGGUAAGCACCUAUAUAUCGCCGAUGCACUAUCGCGUGCAUAUGAACCGGCGGCCGCAGCCGAGGCGCUUCAUUCGACACAAGACUGUCUGCAUGACGAGGUGUGUGCCGUCACUCGCGAUGCGGCAUCGGCGCUCACGCAAUAUUUUCACAAUGCGCAGUUUAUAGCUUUGCAGAAAGGUACUGAGAAUGAUAGUGAGUUGCAACAGGUGAAGAAGUACAUAAAUAGAGGUUGGCCGGGGGAAAAGAGUGAUGUAGUGGAGUUAGUUAGGCCGUAUUGGAAUUAUAAAGAGAGUUUAUCAGUUGCUUAUGGAUUGAUAUGGAAAAGUGAAAGGGUAGUGGUACCGAAGGCUUUACGAAAAGAAAUGUUAGAGUGGGAAUUUAAGCAUAUUACUUCUUCACCUCAUUACCCGCAGUCGAACGGACAAGUUGAGCGUAUGAUUCAGACGGUAAAACAUAUCAUGAUUAAGACUAAAGAAAAUGGCUCGGAUUAUCGCUUGGCUUUAUUAGAAUAUUUAAAUACUCCCUUGUCAACGGAAUUACCUUCUCCGGCAGAAUUGUUACAGAGUAGGAAAUUUAAAAGCAUUCUGCCGACAUCAAAAAAAUUGUUGAAACCAAAAGUUCAUGAAAAUAUAAGACAGAAGUUAUUAAAUAGGCAAAAAGAACAAAAAUUUUAUUAUGAUCGUAAUGCUAAAGAUUUAAUAAAAUUAGGGAAGGGAGAAAAAGUACGGAUCUAUGACUUGCGGAUCAAAAGGUGGGUACCAGGGACGAUAAGCCGCAUUCUAGCUAACAGAUCUUAUGAAGUGACGACUUUAAAUGGGAAAAAAUUAGUUCGCAAUAGACGACACAUUAUGAUAGACUCAUCGCAAAGACAAGACACGCCUUGCUAUGGAUUUGACUAUGACGAUAUAGAUUGUAAUACAGAGAUAGAAAGAGAACCUAGUCAAAGUCAAAGUAAUAGUACAGUUAAUUGUAACAACUAUGUAACUCGUUCUGGCAGGACAGUGAGGCCUCCGGAUAGAUGGGGGUUCACGUAG
Messenger RNA from Maniola jurtina (meadow brown), 3663 nucleotides. RefSeq lists its product as uncharacterized. Gene Ontology annotation, biological process: proteolysis. The transcript has 2 exons. The record is from RefSeq and is a predicted model, not a curated record. Lineage: Eukaryota; Metazoa; Arthropoda; Insecta; Lepidoptera; Nymphalidae. The coding region runs from base 1 to 3663 and encodes 1220 amino acids. Gene Ontology annotation, molecular function: aspartic-type endopeptidase activity; nucleic acid binding.